UUUAAUUUAAUUUAAUUUGUGUAACAGCUCUCCCUGUUCGGCGUCUUUAGCACCACCAGGUGGUCAACACAAAAUUUUACAAACAUGGCGGCCUCCUUUCGGACGUUGUGCAGCUCUGUGCUAAAGAAUUCCAACAAACACUUCAGCACCACCUGUGGAGUCAGAGCUGGAGAGAAGUGGAGGAAGGAACAUGGACUUUCUAGAAGCGGCACAGAAUAUGGGCCUCUGACUGAUCUGCCUGACUGGUCUUUUGCAGAUGGUCGUCCAGCACCUCCAAUGAAGGGCCAGCUGAGAAGAAAACAAGAGCGAGAAGUUCUUGCGAGACGGAUUGUGAUGCUGAGCACAGAGAUGGACCGAGGAAUAGAGGCCUGGAAGGAGAAGCAGGAAGAGGCCAAAAGAAUGGAGGAGCACAAAAAGUCUCUUUUACUUAAACCCAAGGGAAAGCUAUUAAUAAAAAAAUCGUAAAACGUUU
This is a messenger RNA of Oryzias latipes (Japanese medaka), 472 nucleotides long. RefSeq names its product mitochondrial ribosomal protein L52 (gene mrpl52). Gene Ontology annotation, molecular function: structural constituent of ribosome. NCBI's taxonomy places the organism in Eukaryota, Metazoa, Chordata, Actinopteri, Beloniformes, Adrianichthyidae. Gene Ontology annotation, cellular component: mitochondrial large ribosomal subunit. The record is from RefSeq and is a predicted model, not a curated record. Gene Ontology annotation, biological process: mitochondrial translation.